AUAUAUGCUUUAAUUAACACUAUGUUGUGAACAAACUAUCCCAAAAAGCUUAAGCUAUUAGGUGAUGACACUAUUGAUUUUAAUUUUUACAUGGACAGAGUAACAUUUGUGUUGAAAUAUUAUUAGAAGACGAGUUUCAUAUUGUCAUCUUUACUCCUAUUUGAAGAUUUUUUUAAUAUAUUAAUUGAGUUUUUUUGGGUACAACUUUUUCCAGGCAUUUUCUCAGCACAUGGUACUGUCAGUUUUGUUUCUAGAACAUGUGAUAUCUGUCCUUAGCCAGAUUCCGAUUCUAAAAGCUGAUGUGGACAGAGUUGAGGAUAGUCCCGUUGACAGUCAUACAGAAGAUGGCAAACUACAAGCUGCAAUUUUUGCUCUUACUGCUUUCUUCAGAGGUGGGGGAAAAGUUGGAAAAAGGGCCGUUGAACAAAACUAUGCUUCUGUUCUUUCUGAGCUUACACUGCAACUUGGAAGCUGUCACGGUUUAACCUAUUCUGGUCAGCAUGAACCAUUGAGGAAUCUUCUUACUGCAUUUCAGGCAUUCUGUGAAUGUGUUGGUGACCUUGAGAUGGGCAAGAUUUUAGCUAGAGAUGGUGAACUAUCAGGAAAUGAAAGGUGGAUUAGUCUCAUUGGAGACAUUGCAGGCUGCAUAUCUAUAAAGCGACCAAAAGAGGUACAAAAUAUUUGUCUAUUUUUGAAAAACUCAUUGCAUCGACCCCAGAAAUAUCAGAGGGAAGCUGCAGCAGCUGCACUAUCAGAAUUUGUUCGGUAUAGGUGAGUGGGUAUAAUUGUUGAGAGAUCUCUAAAAUCUUCUAAUAGCUUCUAGUAGUACACUUAAUAUCCUACUAAUAACACUCCCCCUCAAGAUAGUGAAUAAAUAUGUAUCGUUCCUAGUUUGUAUGUGAGAUCAUGAAAUCAU
Vigna umbellata (rice bean) is the source of this 916-nucleotide messenger RNA. The record is from RefSeq and is a predicted model, not a curated record. Lineage: Eukaryota; Viridiplantae; Streptophyta; Magnoliopsida; Fabales; Fabaceae.